Molecule: messenger RNA, 2037 nt
Organism: Camelina sativa (false flax)
Lineage: Eukaryota; Viridiplantae; Streptophyta; Magnoliopsida; Brassicales; Brassicaceae
Product: protein DETOXIFICATION 37
Biological process (GO): xenobiotic detoxification by transmembrane export across the plasma membrane
Cellular component (GO): membrane
Molecular function (GO): antiporter activity; xenobiotic transmembrane transporter activity
Source: RefSeq, a predicted model, not a curated record
UAGUUGCAGAGACUCUCACACAAACAACACACCGAAACCAAAAAAAAGAAGUAGUUAAAGACAGAGAGAGAGAGAGAGAGAGAGAGAAACACUAUAAUCGUUCUUCAGAUUUAUUUUCGAUACUCCCAAUAAUAAUAUUGUUCAUUUUUAUUUUUCUCGAAGAUUCUUGAAAAAGAUGAAUUCAGAAUCGUUAGAAAACCUCCACCGUCCACUGAUCGAAUCAUCGAAAUCGUUCGUUGAUUAUCGUCUCGAGACUGUGUUGACGGAUCGAGAGUUACCGUAUUUUCGAAGGAUUUAUCUGGCGAUGAUGAUCGAGAUGAAGUUUCUCUUACAUUUGGCUGCUCCGGCGAUCUUUGUUUACGUUAUCAACAACGGUAUGUCGAUUCUCACACGUAUCUUCGCCGGUCACGUUGGUAGCUUCGAACUCGCCGCCGCUUCGCUUGGUAACAGCGGAUUCAAUAUGUUUACGUAUGGUCUUUUGCUUGGAAUGGGAAGUGCAGUAGAGACGUUAUGUGGUCAAGCACAUGGAGCACAUAGAUACGAAAUGCUUGGAGUUUACCUUCAAAGGUCAACGUUGGUUCUAAUCAUAACAUGUCUACCAAUGUCAUUUCUGUUCCUCUUCUCGAAUCCAAUCCUCACUUCACUCGGAGAGCCGGAACAAGUCGCAACAUUAGCUUCAGUGUUCGUAUACGGUAUGAUCCCAGUGAUCUUUGCUUACGCGGUUAAUUUCCCGAUCCAGAAGUUUCUCCAAGCGCAGAGUAUCGUCACUCCAAGCGCUUACAUCUCAGCCGCAACGCUCGUGAUCCAUCUCCUUCUCUCGUGGAUAGCUGUGUACCGUCUUGGUUACGGUCUCUUGGCUUUGUCCUUGAUUCAUAGCUUCUCGUGGUGGAUCAUUGUGGUGGCUCAGAUUGUUUAUAUUAAGAUGAGUCCGAGGUGUCGUCGGACUUGGGAAGGUUUUAGUUGGAAAGCUUUUGAAGGUCUUUGGGAUUUUUUCCGGUUAUCGGCAGCUUCUGCGGUCAUGCUUUGUCUUGAAUCUUGGUACUCACAGAUUCUUGUUUUGCUCGCCGGACUUCUCAAGGACCCUGAGCUUGCUUUGGAUUCUCUAGCUAUCUGCAUGUCAAUUUCUGCGAUCUCGUUCAUGGUCUCCGUUGGAUUCAAUGCAGCUGCAAGUGUGAGAGUAAGCAAUGAAUUAGGAGCUGGAAACCCGAGAGCAGCCGCGUUUUCCACAGUUGUUACGACGGGAGUAUCUUUCUUACUAGCGAUAUUCGAAGCCAUCGUGGUCUUAUCGUGGCGAAAUGUCAUCAGCUAUGCGUUUACUGAUAGUCCCGCGGUGGCCGAGGCUGUUGCCGAUUUAUCUCCCUUUCUAGCCAUCACAAUUGUCCUCAACGGGAUUCAGCCUGUUUUGUCAGGUGUUGCGGUUGGAUGUGGAUGGCAAGCAUUUGUGGCGUACGUUAACAUUGGAUGUUACUACGUUGUGGGGAUACCAAUUGGCUUCGUUCUUGGGUUCACUUAUGAUAUGGGAGCUAAGGGUAUAUGGACAGGGAUGAUUGGUGGUACAUUAAUGCAGACGAUAAUCUUAGUUAUUGUCACUUUCCGAACGGACUGGGACAAAGAGGUUGCGAAAGCUUCGAGUAGACUGGACCAGUGGGAAGAGAGCCGUGAGCCACUUUUGAAGCAAUAAAUUAAAAAAAAAAAAAUGAUUUUAUUUGUUGUAUUUUUUUCUGGGAGUUUGAGGUCAAAAUGAAAUCACAAAUUUUCUUUUCCCCCAAAAUUUGGCGAUAGAGGAACACAUGAAAGAUGCAAAUUCAAUUGUUGAACUCUCGUUUUUCAAUCGAAAAAUGUAAGUCGCUUUGUUGAUUAUAUAAUAUGAUUCGAAAAAUUUGAGGUUUUGCGAGUGUUGUUGUUGUGUGGAGUUAAAAAGUGAAAAAAUUUGGAGUGGUUUUUGUUUGAAGGGUGGGAUUUAGAUAAGAAAGCAAAGUUUGUAAUUCAGUGUAAGAGUUGAAUAUAUUUUAUAGCAAAGAGAUUGAGUUCUUAAUU